Molecule: messenger RNA, 1306 nt
Organism: Papaver somniferum (opium poppy)
Lineage: Eukaryota; Viridiplantae; Streptophyta; Magnoliopsida; Ranunculales; Papaveraceae
Product: putative F-box protein At3g58860
Exons: 3
Coding region: 23-1015 (330 amino acids)
Source: RefSeq, a predicted model, not a curated record
GAGACCAAAAAUACACAAAUUCAUGCUCACUGUUACUGAAUGUUUUGAUGAAACCCGAGUUAACAGAUGGUUCAAAACUGUUAUGAAGCGUCAAGUUGAAGAGCUUGUUCUAUCCAUAACAUCUGAAAAACCCUUUACCAAUUAUGGGGAAAACUAUGCCUUGCAAGUCCAAAAAUUCAUGAAUUUUCUGGACACAGUGUUAUUUGUUCAUGAGAAGCCAAAAAUACAAAAGUUCCUUCUUACUGUUACUGAAUGUUUAGACGAAACCCGAGUUAACAAAUGGUUCAGAACUGCUAUAAAGCUUAAUGUUGAAGAGCUUGUUCUUUCUAUGACACCUGAAUACCCCCUAAUAUUUCCUCUAUCGUUUUUUACAUCUGAUUCAUUGGUGGUAUUGGAGUUGGAAUACGACGGCGUUCUCAAUCUCCCAAACACGAUUUCUUUUCCAAGGAUCAAGAUACUUCGGUUCACAUAUAUAGACUUUGUGAAUGAAAACUUGACUGGAAAACUCUUUUCCAACUGUCCCAUCCUUGAAGAGUUAAGCUUGUUUGACUGCGACUUUCACAACUUUAAAGUUUUAUGUAUUACAUCUCCUUCACUGAAGCACUUGUCCAUUAGGAAUUGUCGUCUGCUUCAUCAGACAUUGAAGGUUUUCGCACCAAAUCUGCUGACCCUUACAUAUGCAGCAGACUUGCCGGCAGACUUUGUUCUCGAUAGCUUCCAGUCACUAGUUGAGGCAGAUGUUCAAAUUUUUAGCGAUUUGGAUCAGGCGAGAAUAUAUGGUCCUUCAAUCAAACUUUAUCAGAAACUUUCUAAUGUAAAGCUCCUUAAAACUUCUGGUUCCUCCUUUCGGGGUCUCUCUGCAGCAAAUACCCUCUUAGCCGAUUUGUCUACAUUUUGUAAUUUGGUUCGUUUAAAAGUUAGUUCAGCAUUUUGGGGCGGUUGGGAUCCACAUGCGAGUUUUAUUUCGUCUAUGAAGAUAUUUCUGUGGUUUCUCCAACUCUCGCCUAAUCUAUAAUCAAUUGACUUCACCGAGGUGUCCGCAGUAACGACCUACAAGAUAAUGAUUGGACAAUAAAAUUUGGUGUUUCUCUCACUGCCCCUGUAUUCUCUGCCGAAUCUCAAGGGAGUUGUAAUACGAGAUUUUGUUGGGUGUAAAGUGGAGCUGGAUGUGGUAAAAUUCUUCUUGGCCAAUGCUGGAAUUCUUCAGACAAUGACUAUCAUGAUUUCUAAAUGUUUACGGAAAGACUAUAAAAAGCAAACGCAGAUUGCAUCCGAUUUACUUAAGCUUCAAAGAUGUUCCGCAAGU